UUCCUUAAUAACAUCUCUCUCUCUCUCGCUCUCUCUCUCACUCUCUCUUUACCAAACACUUCAGAACCUGCUGGGCACAUAACAACUACACACAACAUCGGUGGACUAUAGUAGCGCAAUAAACCAGCGAGGCAAGGAUACAUCUAUAAUCAAGACUGUCCGCGGGGGUGAAAAAGAACAAGACAACGGUCAAUUCGGAUCCUCUGCAGUCUCCUCUCUGAGAUAUGGCGCUGGGGUUCCUGAGCUUCUCUUCAUCCAUUCCUAACCUGUGGAUUCUUCUCAUGGUCAUCGCAGUCCUUUCUCAGCCAGGAUAUAUGAGACAUGACGUUCUCCUCCCAGAUGACGGUAAAGAUAAUAUCACAAUCUUUACCCGAAUCCUCGACAGACUGCUGGACGGCUAUGACAACAGGCUGAGACCUGGCCUGGGAGAAAGUGUAACUGAAGUGGAAACAGAUAUCUACGUUACAAGUUUUGGACCAGUUUCAGACACUGACAUGGAAUAUACAAUCGACGUGUUCUUCCGGCAGAGAUGGAGAGAUGAGCGUCUGAAGUUUGACGGUCCGAUGAAGAUCCUCCCCCUUAAUAACCUGCUGGCGAGUAAGAUCUGGACCCCAGACACAUUUUUCCAUAACGGGAAGAAAUCUGUAGCUCACAAUAUGACCACACCCAAUAAACUGCUCCGCCUGGUGGAUAAUGGAACACUGCUCUACACCAUGAGGUUAACAAUCCACGCAGAGUGUCCCAUGCACCUCGAGGACUUCCCAAUGGAUACACAUGCUUGUCCAUUAAAGUUUGGAAGUUAUGCGUACACAAACUCUGAAGUGGUUUAUAUUUGGACCCUCGGCCACGAUAAAUCUGUGGUGGUGGCAGAGGAUGGUUCUCGCUUAAACCAGUACGACUUGCUGGGCCAUGCUGUCAGCACUGAAGUGAUCAGAUCCAGCACAGGAGAGUACAUAGUGAUGACUACGUAUUUCCAUUUGAAAAGGAAAAUUGGCUAUUUUGUGAUUCAAACAUACCUCCCAUGCAUCAUGACUGUCAUUCUGUCCCAGGUAUCCUUCUGGCUCAACAGAGAGUCAGUACCUGCGCGCACGGUGUUCGGUGUCACUACCGUCCUCACAAUGACCACCCUGAGCAUCAGUGCUAGAAACUCUUUACCCAAAGUGGCGUACGCGACGGCCAUGGACUGGUUCAUAGCCGUCUGUUAUGCCUUUGUGUUUUCUGCACUGAUUGAAUUUGCAACGGUGAACUAUUUCACCAAGCGGAGCUGGGCGUGGGACGGUAAAAAAGCUAUGGAGGCCCAGGAGCAGAGGAAGAAGGAUUCAGCACCGCUUUCAAAGAAAGCCAAUAACACAUACAAUAUUGUUGGGACGACCUACGCCAUCAACAUAGCUAAAGAUCCAGGCUUACCUACGAUUUCAAAGAGCGCGGCCACAGCAGCUGCAGCAGCGGCUCCCGUCAAAAUCCCCCAAAUGGAAGAAAGUCCCCCGGAAAGCAACAAAACCUACAACAGUGUCAGCAAAGUGGACAAGAUGUCCCGCAUUAUAUUCCCUGUGCUUUUUGCCAUUUUUAAUUUGGUGUACUGGGCGACCUAUGUCAACAGAGAGCCCAUCAUUAAGGGGUCAAGCCCUAGUAAAUGAAUUUGCCUACACACGGUCAGGUUUUGUUGUCAAAACAUGAUUUUUCUUUUUUCUUCUUCUGUGUACCGCUAAAACUGUUCACAAGAGUUGUUUAAACAUUCUCCUUUAUUCUCUAUGGGAAAAUGAUAUCUUGUCACAAAUUACUGUGAUUCUGUCAAAGCAAGUUAAAGAGACAAGUCAGCUUAGUUAUUUCCUAGGUUUCAUUUGCUUGUAAGUAACAGUUCAACAGCGGGAUUCAGUCAAGUUUCCUGCAUUGCAUUAAGCUUAGCUAGAGUUCUACAACAGAAGUAUUAUAUACAGUACGUAGUCUUUUCAAGCAAUAUUAUCUGGUAUAUACAAUAAUCAUAAAACACUGAUAUGUUAACAAGGUAGAAUAUAAAUACUGACUCACAUACAAAAAAAAAAAUCUUUCUUUUAGCGGAACAGCUACUAUCCUGAAGAUGCAUACUGUAUUAUAGUGUUACAUAUUUUCUAAUCUCAUUGCAUCCUUGUCUGUCUAUUUGUUGGUAGUUUCCCUUUAAAAUAAAAUUGCAUUUGGCAGGCGUUUUGUAUGUUGAGGUUCCUUAGCAAUAGCCACCACAGGUACUGAUUUUGUUGGGGAUUCAUUGUGGCAGCCCAGAGACUGUCAACAUACAUUUACUACACUUCAAUAUGUUGUUCUUUUUAGCCUGCACUACUGUACUGGCAGAGUAUAUAGCAAAGACUCUUGAUAGUUUAGCUCAAUGAAUCCAGCACUGGGGAGACAGUAGUUUACGAUACAACCUGCGUCAUUAUGAAUUUCAAUUUUCAACCGAGAUUUUAUUUUUUUUAAAUAAUUAACUACAUUUAUAAAAUAAAAUAGACACAAGUUUACCAGUAGAGUAUACAUAAAAAGAUAAAACAGUUUCAAAUCUAAAUACCACCACAGUUUAAUUUCUGUUCCUUCCUUUUCUUACACACUGUGAGAGUUGACUUGGUUUCAAAACCUUGGUGUACAAGAGGUCCUAUCCCCAUGAUCUGAACAGUAUCAGGAUCAAGGUCCACUGCUGUGUAGAUCAGCUGAAUAGACCCUGCCUCUGUGGGACGUGUGAACACAACUUCUAAAAAACGUGUAUCUUUACUUGAGGACAACACUUGACAGUAAUUUUUUUGGUUUUUAACAAGAAAACUGUGAUCUUUGUCCGAAGGAGUGUGCCUGACCAUUGGCUAUGGCUUUAUCCCUUUCUUUAGCUUGCAUGUUCAAUGGGAGAGUUCAUGUGGGAGUGUUUUCUUUAAAGACUGGAUAUUUUGGCAUCUCCGUCUGAUUGUUCAUUGAUACAAUGCCCCAGUGGGUCCCCAGUGGCUCACCUAGUGAAUGCAGGGCGAGUCAUGCGAUCCCAGUUCAAAUCCUGUUGCUGAACUUGGCUGGGGGCCCACAGGGUGGUGCAACAUUUGUGCAUUUUAAUAUUGGGUAGGAUAAAAAUAAUAAUACAAUGUCCCGUUACUGUUAAAGUAUAAGCAGAACAAACCCAAUCAGACAAACCCAUUUCUGGUAACAAGUUACGUUAGUAGUCCCAGUGUGUCAUAUUUACAAGAGAACCCUUAAGUCUAUAGUCUAUAUACUCCAGUUACUCAAAUGUGUGUCUAAAAAACAUCCAAACACAUACUGCAUUAGUCGACUGUUUACUUUAACUAUUCAAAGUUUUUACAGUUUAUAUUUCUGAAGGUUGUUUACUUGACAAGCCCAUGUUGAAAAUACUAACUGUAUGGCUGUUUCAUGUAAAAUGUUAUCAGUAUACAAAAACACCAAAAUAUUCUUGCUGAGAGUGUGUAAAAGGCUACACUAUGUAAGACUGUCAUAGUUUGGGACACUGCUUUAAAUAGCUGUUAAUAGAGGGUGUGCCUUUCCCCAAAUGUUCUGAAGUUCUGUCCCCCUUCCGGGGGGGUCUACAGUCUUCCAUGGUCAGGCACUAGUUGACCUCUGGGUCUGCUGGAUAUUGUCCCUGACUUCCAAACAAUCAAAUUCACAAGCAGACAAUAUAAGAAUAUCACCACCACAGUCUGAGGCAUUACUGAUGAAGGUGUUAAGCCAAAACGUUUUAAGCCAAAAAGUUGUUAGUUGGAUCUUAUAAUUUAAGAUCUUAAUGUAAUGAAACAUCUUCAGAUCUUUUUUAAAAGGAGUCAGCGAUUCUCUUAAUGAGAUCAAAACCCUAAAGACAUUGAUAGACACCUUGUGAAAACAUUGUCUACAACAAGAAGACAGGAACGUAACCAUAUCUGCGAACAUGAAGCCUGAGAUAACACUUUAGAUUACGAGACAUACAUUACUGUGUAAUGACAUAAUAACUGGUGGUGGAAUACAUGUAUAAUGACCUGUGCCAUGGGACUACUGUACCGUGUUAUAACUGUGUAACAAAAUGUUCACAAGGCCAUUUCCAUGUCAUUGCGUAGUAGUUAUCUACUGUAGCAAGAGCAGGAAUUGGUAACUACCCAGUUAUUACAAUGGAAUUCUAUAGCUAUGCAGGCCCUGUAAUGAUCUAGUGCCACCUAAAUCUGCCACUUUACCUUCUGUAGUGGUUCCCAGUGCCUGAACGACUGCUCUGCUGCUGCGUCAAGGGAGCGUGUGAUAGCAGUCUAUGAGAGCCAAAGUAUCCUUUCAUCUUGUAAAGAAACACAUGGGCAAAAUGAUAGAAGUGCAGUUUGUGGAUACAGCUGACAUUGUGGUUGCCUUAUAUUGGUUUGUGUUUUGUGUAACCAUAUAGUUCUGUGUAGACCAGCUACGUUAACCACCACUAGUGAAAAACAAAACAAAAUAAUCAUUUUGCAUUUAGGCCAGCAGCAGUUUAAUGCAUGACAAUCCUAGUGAUUUUUAUACCUGUAAAUAAUGCUGUUAGUUGAAAGUCCCCUGGUGAAAAUUAAUUAUUUCUCGUUUUGCUUAGGAUUGGAGUGUUAGCAUUUCCUUGUUAAAUGCAGGUUCCUUUGGCGAUUAUGAGGAACAUGUUUAUAUUGGAAUACACUGGUGACUGGCAUGUAACCUUUUUCUAAUGAGAGUCCAGCCCUUAAGAUUGUAAAAUAUGUUUAAGGCACUUUUAUUUAAAAAGUUUGGGAUUGUUCAGCGUUUAUUUCCAAAAUGAAAAACAUCAAGGUAAUAUCGUGGGAGGACGCAAACAAACUGUAAUAGUAGGAGUAUUUCAGGGUUAGAAUACAUCAUUAAAACAUACGUAUUAUGUAGCACUGCAGCUGUGUUGUCUACUUUAAAGAAAUUGAAAAAAACAGCCAACAUUUUUUGAUAAAUCCAGCAAUGCUUGUGUAAAAACGGAAUGGAAAUAAACAGCCUUAAAUGUGUUAUACCCCCAACACUGGAAGAUUCCAGUUAGGAUCAUGGAUGUGGGUGUUUUAAUUAGGGGUGGGCACCAAUAUCGAUAUUUUGAUAUGAUAUCGAUAUCGUUCGAUAUUGAUAAUAAUUUCCAUAUCGCAAUAUCGUGGGAUUAAAAAAAAGUCACAUACUGUCGCAGACAUACUUUUUAUUGCUAAUACUGCUAAAAAUAUAAACCCAGUAUAAUCAAGUUUAUUUUAUAUUAAGAUACAACAAACCCUAUACAUACCAAUCAUUGUUAGUCUCAUAGGCAAAAACCACACAUCAAGUAUUAUUUAACCAUUUUAUACCAUUGAUUGGCGUUUUUCUUUUUCUAAGAACCCGAUUAACAAAUGUAUUUGAAACAUUAAAUAGCUAUAAAUCAAGAAAAACAACAAAUUCACAACCUGUGUAUCCUCUCGUAUGCUCUACUCUCGUUUCUUCACCUGUUUCCUCUGACCGGACAAUCCCUUAGCGCAGGGCUACUCAACCCUGGUCCUGGAGGGCCGCUGUCCCUCCUGGUUUUUGUUCCAACUGUACCCUAAAUUACUUAAGUGGACCAAUUAAGUGCUUAUUAGAAGCUUAAUUGGUCCAAUUAAUCAAUUCAGUGUACAGUUAAAACAAAAACCAGGAGGGACAGUGGCCCUCCAGAACCAUGGUUGAGUAGCCUUGCCUUACCGGAAACUAUAUCCUGUUUUCAAAAAGUGCGCACAUCAACUAAUUAAGAAACAGGACCAUCUUUUUUAAAGGGAUACACAUUUGAAAACAAACUUAACACACACAAAAAAAUACUAAACACGAAAAUCGGUUUAAAUAAUUUGAUAUAUGUAUAUAUCACUUUUUUUCUUCCAUUCAGAACAUGCUCACAAGGUACCAAACACUAUUUGCAUGCUGCAUUAAGCACUAUUGGGAUUAUUGUGAGAUAUGCGCAUGCGUCAGUGUGGUUCAUUGCAUUUUUUCCAUGCGAUUACUUACACUGUUAUUAAUGUAAUUUUAAAAUGUGAAAUGAGAUGUACUUUUAAAACAUCAAAACACAUCUCAAAAUAAUGCAACAUUCAUUAUAUUUUUCUGUGUUUUGGAAGACUUUGAUAUUAUUGAUAUCGAAAUACAUGCACGAUAUCAAUAUACAAUUUUCAUAUCGAUGCCCACCCCUAGUUUUAAUGCAAUAACAUAACUCUGUAGUAUUGAUGCAGAUCAUGUUGCCUGCUUCUUCUUUUUAGCAUUUCCAAAAAAAAAAUCUCUUUUUUCUUCCCCACAAAUAUAUUAAAAAAACCUGAGUAAAUCACACUUCCAAAACUAUUGAACCCUUUCGAGGGUCAGACCCUCUUAAAGUGCCCCAAACCACCUGACACUCAUGUAUGUAUUCUGAAAUCCUCAACAACAUGUAUGCAAAAGAUAACAAGUGACAAUCUGUGGACAUCCUUGAGGGUCAGGACACUGGUCAGGGCAGAACAUGCUGGGAAACGUCUUUACAACCAUGGUGAGAGUCUUUGAUUUGUGUAAUAACAGAAUUCCUUUCAAUGUCAGCAGGGAUGUGCUGGCAGCAGCUUUGAAAAGGUCCAGCUUUUUCAAAUGUGUGGCAUUGAUUGAGUGAGUUAGGAUCCUGGAUACAACACCAAGUACGACUCAGAUCAAGGGUAGUGCUAGAGGUCAUUCAUUCACUUCCACAACAAGACAAGGCUUUCAUGUGUUGCUUCAUCGCUGUGAUUCACAGCAGAAGAUGCUGAGCCCAGUUUUUUUGAUAACCCUGCGACUAUGUUUACAUGCAAAAGUAUUAGGCAUGCACACACAUUUGAAUUUGUUUUUCUUUGAUUCCAUCAACGUACCUCAACAGUUAGGAUAGUAGCAGCUGAUUUCAGAGCUGCUGUUGAUUUAGGUAGGGCAAUCCAAAAUUAGUGUCAACCUGGGGCUGUGAAACCAGCCAUAAGGGUUUGGUUUCCAGUAUUUUUGGAUCUCUUAAAAUAAUACUGCCUUGCCAUUUUCUUUGAAAUGAAACUAUAUCACCUAGAUUCAAGAUCAACAGUAUGUAGUAUUGAGGAAACAGAUGCUGUUUUCUGUGCUGCCAUUUUUCACUCUUUUGUCUGAAAGAAAACAUACAUGCAAAUAAAUAGUUAAACUUUAAAUAAAAAAAAACCUAAAAGUGGAUGUUUAAAUGGGAAUUGCAUUGAUAAAAUGGCACUAAGGUGACUGGCUAGAGAGAAAUAGUUAAUAGUGGGUUCCACUUUCACUGCUCCAACUAUGCAUCUCAAUACCAAAAUCUUCAGGAGUGCCAAAAGACAUGCACUAUAGGUAAGGCUUCUCCUCCUGUGACAGCCUUAGCGAUUUCAUCGUGUAACCCGUGCUUUUAAUACACAUGCAGUGUUAUUCAUUGCUGUUCAAAUCAAAGCCAUUCAGGCAAAGAAAGGUUACCAAGUAUCUCCAGCUAUAGAGAACUGGGAUAGGCUUGUAUUAAAUGCAGAAUAUAGCACACCUACUGCAAACUCGUGCUGUGAGUUUAGGGGGUUGGAUUCAAUAAAAAAAUACAGCGUCACUUUCUUUACCUUUUCCUGCGAUUCAAUCAAACGGACAUGUCUCUACAUCCUAAACAAUCUGCCGCUCUGAUUGCCACGGACAUCUUGAGUAUUAAUAGGGUGUUUUUAUUAAAAUGGAUUCAGGGUCUUUUUUUCUUUCACCAUGUAAAUGUGAUAUUCUAAUAAUCCCAGAAUUAAAUAGAGAGAUACGCGUGUGCUCAACUGAGGAGUACCCCUGCUGUAGCUUGGGGUUUAUGUGGCAGGGACAGGGUUCAAACUCCCUAUCCCUGGACCCCUGUAAGAAAGCUGUCAGGCUAAACUGGACAGAUACUGCAUAAAGGAAGGACUGGGAGACAGCUCCCUGGCUCAAUGUGAGCAGAUGCUUACUGUAUGUACUGUACCUUACAACAUACAUGCUAGGGUGUGUGUGUGUUGAAACACCUGGCCCAGCCUUAAAGGGACAGAACAUUUGAUUUUCAUUCCGUGUUGUUUUGAAAAUAAAAACACACCUGACCUUCUGUUGCCCUGUCUCGCCCCCCCGCCAGAAUUUGAUUGUAUUUUAUGAUUGAAUCCAUGUCUCUGAACCAGGUCUUAUAGCACUCCUAUAUUUACAGGGGUGUUAGGAUUUCCUUAUUUAAUUCAGGCCUUUCAGUAUUUGUUCAAAUGACCGCUGGAUUUGUACUAUAUAUUAAAAAGUUUAAUAUUCAAGCCAGUCCACCUGAUGCAAGCUUGAUUCAACCUGUGCUUUAUAUUUACAAGCUUAAAUAACCCAUUAUUUAAUUGUGAAUGCAAAACUAUUAGCCUACAUAUCCAGGACUGUUUGAUUUUAAGCAGUCUACAGUUAAUUGCAUUUUCUGUUUUCGUCGUUGUUGUAUUGGUUAUAGUGUUAUUGUCAUUAUGUCUUCAAGUGAAUUGUUCUGAAGAAAUUUCUGAUUUAAGUGUUUACCUCUUCUGUUUCUCUCUUGUUUUGUUUGUUGGUUAUUGGAUGUAAACAGUGUGUUGUUUUACCAUGCAUAACGUUUUGAAUUUCCACUGUACUUUCAAUAAAAAAUAAAAAGAUACUUAAAUGAGUUA
Molecule: messenger RNA, 8534 nt
Organism: Acipenser ruthenus (sterlet)
Lineage: Eukaryota; Metazoa; Chordata; Actinopteri; Acipenseriformes; Acipenseridae
Product: gamma-aminobutyric acid receptor subunit alpha-3-like
Exons: 10
Coding region: 225-1637 (470 amino acids)
Biological process (GO): regulation of postsynaptic membrane potential; gamma-aminobutyric acid signaling pathway; nervous system process
Cellular component (GO): neuron projection; postsynapse; dendrite membrane
Molecular function (GO): transmitter-gated monoatomic ion channel activity involved in regulation of postsynaptic membrane potential; GABA-A receptor activity; GABA-gated chloride ion channel activity
Source: RefSeq, a predicted model, not a curated record